Messenger RNA from Menidia menidia (Atlantic silverside), 1177 nucleotides. The record is from the annotation of a GenBank genome assembly. Lineage: Eukaryota; Metazoa; Chordata; Actinopteri; Atheriniformes; Atherinopsidae.
UUAGGGGAGCAUUUUUCUGACUGUACCUGAACGCUCCAUGUUCAUGCAUGGUAACCGGGGCGGUUCUAUGUGUGAUAUAGCUGGGCGUGGGCUCUGUACUCCUCGUCUCCUCUUCUCUCUGUGGAAGCACAUUGUUCAACGCGGGCUCAUCAUACCCGGGACCAUUGAAUGCUUUCUUACAUUUUUGCAACUGAAAAUUGAAUAUACAUACAGAUAAAAGACAAAGACACUCGAAGGCUGUGGGACGGACCCUAGGAAUAUUUUUGUUUUGCUCUGAGAGGCAACGGAAUUGAAAGAUUUUUUUUCUUCCUCUACGGCAGACGAAACGUCGCUCUUAUCGCUAAUUAGACCUCUGCUCGUUUGGCGCGUCGUGAGCAGCAGCGGCAAGGAUGACCGAGUAUAAGCUGGUAGUAGUUGGAGCUGGAGGCGUGGGCAAGAGUGCACUAACCAUCCAGCUCAUCCAGAACCACUUUGUGGAUGAAUAUGACCCCACUAUAGAGGACUCAUACCGCAAGCAAGUGGUGAUUGAUGGGGAGACCUGCCUGCUUGAUAUCCUGGACACUGCAGGUCAGGAGGAGUACAGCGCCAUGAGGGAUCAGUACAUGAGGACAGGGGAGGGCUUCCUCUGUGUUUUUGCCAUCAACAACACCAAGUCUUUUGAGGACAUUCACCAGUACAGAGAACAGAUUAAACGAGUGAAGGACUCUGACGAUGUACCCAUGGUGCUUGUGGGAAACAAAUGUGACCUCCCUGCACGAACAGUAGACACAAGGCAAGCGCAGGAUCUCGCUCGCUCUUACGGCAUCCCCUACAUCGAGACCUCUGCCAAAACACGACAGGUGGGGAACCGACACGACGCACACAUGUGGAGUCGAGGACGCUUUCUACACACUGGUAAGGGAGAUCAGGCAGCACAAGCUGAGGAAGCUAAACCCGCCCGACGAAAGCGGCCAGGACUGUAUGAACUGUCGAUGCGUUGUAUCGUGAUGCAGCUCUCCAUUACAUGUGGAGGAGAAACGCUACAGCGCAACGUGGCAGCAUGGACACGAAAGACAGACGAAAAUAAAGAUCAAAUUCGAACUUUAUCAAAUAGAGGAUGAUUGAAGCAAAUGCUCACAAGGAAACCACCAGGGCUGACUGAACUGUAGACUUUUAUGAAAAGGAGGAUUUUGGACUA